Molecule: messenger RNA, 761 nt
Organism: Gilbertella persicaria
Lineage: Eukaryota; Fungi; Mucoromycota; Mucoromycetes; Mucorales; Choanephoraceae
Product: acyl-CoA N-acyltransferase
Exons: 3
Coding region: 73-549 (158 amino acids)
Biological process (GO): N-terminal peptidyl-methionine acetylation
Cellular component (GO): NatC complex
Molecular function (GO): protein-N-terminal amino-acid acetyltransferase activity
Source: RefSeq, a predicted model, not a curated record
AAAAAAGGAAAAAUGCCUAGUAUUUAAAUGUGACAUUCUUUAUAUAUAUAUGUAUAUUUUUACUUUUUCUUUAUGAGUAUGAAUCAAGACAUUACGUUUCAACAAUACCAAUCGGAAUCGCAAUUACCUGAUAUUAUUCACUUGAUUGAAAACGAUCUUUCAGAACCUUAUUCAGUCUAUACCUAUCGUUAUUUUAUUCAUAACUGGCCUAAUCUAUGUUUUCUUGCUAUGCAUCAAGAUAGAUAUGUCGGUGUGAUUAUAUGUAAAUUAGAUAGACAUAAAGAUAGAUUACGUGGCUAUAUUGCUAUGUUGGCAGUAGCAAAAGAAUACCGUAAAUUAUCGAUUGGUUCCAACUUGGUGAAAAAGGCAUUAGAGGCCAUGAAGACAAUGCAUGCAGACGAGGUUGUAUUAGAAACAGAAUAUACCAAUCUAGGUGCACUAGGUCUCUAUCAAAAACUAGGCUUCAUCAAAGACAAACGACUUUACAGAUACUAUCUCAAUGGUGUAGAUGCCUUUCGACUUAAACUAUUCUGUAACAUGAUUCAUUAAAAACUCUUCUGCUACCACUGGAUCCAACAUGAGUUGAGUCGCUAAUGUAAAGACCGUAAAGACGCCUUCCCGCAUCCCUUCUGAAACACGCUUCAUGCGUGCCUCAAACUGUUCAAGUUUAGUCAACAAAGGCACGGCUGGAUCAGACACAUUGGCUUGCUCUUCAGGCACUUCAGUCUGAGCCAUGGCGUCCAUGGCUAGUUGAGAAUUUG